AUGUCUGAUCCAUCCUUUCAGCAAAACUUAGUUGUUGAAGAUGAGCCUAUUCAGGAUUCAUCCUUUCGGGGAAACGCAGCUGUUGAAAGUAUUCCUACUCCGGAACCACCGAUAGCAAAGACUCAAAAACCUCAUGUCGAGCCCGUCCAACAUCUAUGCAGUGCAGCUAAUUCUACAGCAACAAGCUUGAUAUACUGGGAGAAUCCAUUGCAUUCAGUCGUCGUUCUCGCACUUGGUCUCGCCGCUUGCAGUCUGUUUUAUUACUAUUCUGUUUCGAGUAUAUACGCGGCAGUUGCAUUUUUUGUUCUAUUUGGCAAUUGGUUAUACGUUCUCGGAUACAAACAGCUGCAACAUCUACUUGGGGGCGAACCAAAGCAUCCUUUCGAGCGUCAUAUUUUAGAGCGUUCAUUCAUCAUACAUAAAGACCUGGUGGAAAAACAUUCGGAU
This is a messenger RNA of Paraglomus occultum, 447 nucleotides long. Lineage: Eukaryota; Fungi; Glomeromycota; Glomeromycetes; Paraglomerales; Paraglomeraceae. The record is from the annotation of a GenBank genome assembly.